Molecule: messenger RNA, 3788 nt
Organism: Capsicum annuum
Lineage: Eukaryota; Viridiplantae; Streptophyta; Magnoliopsida; Solanales; Solanaceae
Product: LRR receptor-like serine/threonine-protein kinase RGI1
Exons: 2
Coding region: 174-3548 (1124 amino acids)
Biological process (GO): hormone-mediated signaling pathway; protein phosphorylation
Cellular component (GO): plasma membrane
Molecular function (GO): ATP binding; protein binding; protein kinase activity
Source: RefSeq, a predicted model, not a curated record
AGAGCCUUCAAGUUUUUUUUAAACCUUAAACUUGAGCAUUGAGUAGAAACCAAGAAAAUACAUACACAGAGAGAAACAAAGCAAAACCCAAGAAAAAAAGAAGUGAUUUUCACUUUAGUUUUUUGCUAUGCAAUUGCAAACCCAAGAACAAGUUUUUGGAAUUUGAGGCAAACAUGUCUUCUUCUUCUCCUCCUUCUUCAAAUCCCAACCAUUUUUUUCUUUCAUCACUUGUUUUCUUUGCCACCUUUUCUUUCACUUGUUCUUCUUCUUCUACUAUUACACCAUUUUCUAGUUGGAACAUUCUUGAUAACACCCCAUGUAACUUAUCUUUCAUAACAUGCAACUUCCAAGGCUUUAUUACUGAGAUAAAUAUUCAGUCUAUACAUCUUGAACUCCCUUUACCUUCAAAUCUUUCAGCAUAUAAGUACCUUAAGAAGCUUGUUAUAUCUGAUGCUAAUAUUACUGGUACUAUACCAUUUAGCAUUGGUGAUUGUACUUCACUUGUUACUAUUGAUUUGAGCUCAAAUGGACUUGUUGGUAACAUCCCUUUAAGCAUUGGAAAUCUUGGUAAUCUUGAAGAUUUGAUAUUGAACUCUAAUCAACUUACUGGGAAGAUCCCAGUUGAGAUUGGGAGUUGUACAGGUUUGAGAAAUGUUGUGCUUUUUGAUAACAGGCUUAGUGGAGUUUUACCAAGUGAAAUGGGGCUGUUGGCAAAUCUUGAAGUGUUAAGGGCAGGUGGGAAUAAGGAUGUUGUUGGGAAGAUUCCAAGUGAGUUAGGGGAAUGUAGGAAUUUGAGAGUACUAGGUUUGGCUGAUACUAGGAUAUCUGGUUCUUUGCCUGUUUCUUUAGGUAAGUUAAAGGAUCUUGAAACUUUGUCUAUUUAUACUACAAUGUUGUCUGGUGAGAUACCUGCUGUUUUAGGUAACUGUACUGAGCUUGUGAACUUGUAUUUGUAUGAAAAUAGUCUUUCUGGUUCAAUCCCAUCUGAGUUAGGGAACCUUAGUAAGUUGGAGAAGUUGUUGCUUUGGCAGAAUAAUCUUGUUGGUGUUAUACCAGAAGAGAUUGGGAACUGUACUAAGUUGACUAUGAUUGAUUUGUCUUUGAAUUAUUUGUCUGGGAGUAUACCAUUGUCUUUUGGUGGUCUUCUUGUGUUACAAGAACUUAUGCUUAGUAACAACAAUGUUUCUGGUUCAAUCCCUUCUGUUCUUUCAUAUGCUACAAGUCUUGUCCAAUUGCAGCUUGAUACAAAUCAGAUUUCAGGUUUGAUUCCUUCUGAGUUAGGGAAUUUGACUAAUCUUGUUGUGUUUUUUGCUUGGGAUAAUCAACUUGAAGGAAGUGUGCCUUUAACUUUGGGUAGUUGUAGUAGCCUUCAGGCAUUGGACUUGUCACAUAACUCACUUACUGGUAGCAUUCCUCCAGGAUUGUUUCAGUUGAAAAACCUUACUAAGCUACUCUUGAUUUCUAACGAUAUUUCGGGUACUUUACCUCAAGAAAUUGGAUAUUGUAGCUCAUUAGUGAGGUUAAGACUUGGAAACAACAGGAUUUCUGGUGGAAUUCCUAAAGAAAUUGGAGGUCUUAAUAGCUUAAACUUUCUUGAUUUGUCCGGAAAUCGCUUUUCUGGACCAGUUCCUGAUGAGAUAAGUAGCUGUACUGAGUUACAAAUGGUAGACCUCAGCAACAAUACACUGAAAGGUCCCCUGCCUAAUGCUUUGUCUUCUCUAUCAGGGAUACAAGUCUUGGACGUUUCAAAUAACCGGUUUGGAGGGCCUAUACCGGCUAGUUUUGGGCGUCUUGUGUCCUUGAACAAGCUGAUUCUCAGAAAGAACUCGUUCUCAGGAUCGAUACCUCCAUCUAUCGGCCUCUGUUCGAGUCUCCAAGUGCUUGAUCUUAGCAACAAUGAGCUCUCGGGAGGCAUACCGAUGCAGUUAGGAAAAAUCGAGUCCCUUGAAAUUGCCCUCAACCUUAGUUUCAAUCAACUGACAGGUCCGAUUCCUGCUGAAAUUUCAGCACUAAGCAAGCUGUCGAUGCUUGAUCUUUCGCACAACAAGCUUGAAGGAAACUUGAAUCCACUAUCCAAGCUCGAUAAUCUAGUCUCACUGAAUGUCUCAUACAACAACUUCACUGGUUAUCUUCCGGACAAUAAGCUCUUUCGACAGUUGCCAGCAUCAGACCUAGAUGGAAAUGAAGGUCUAUGUUCAUUCGGAAGGCCCUCGUGUUUCCUCAGCAAUAUUAAUGGAGUAGCUAAAAAUGGAAACGAUGAGGGAAGGUCAAAGAAGCUCAAGUUAGCCAUCGCAUUGCUUGUCACAAUGACAAUAGCAAUGGUGAUCAUGGGAACUAUUGCUAUAAUUCGAGCACGAAGGGCGAUGAGAAGGGAUAACGAUUCAGAGAUGGGAGAUUCUUGGGCUUGGCAGUUCACUCCAUUCCAAAAGCUCAAUUUUUCAGUGGACGAAAUACUCAGAUGCCUUGUGGAUACUAAUGUCAUUGGAAAAGGGUGCUCGGGGAUGGUCUAUCGUGCAGAUAUGAACAAUGGUGAUGUCAUAGCAGUGAAGAAGCUUUGGCCAAUAACCAUGGCUGCAACUAAUGGAGUCAAUGAUGAGAAGUGUGGGGUUCGUGAUUCUUUCUCUGCAGAAGUUAAGACGCUUGGUUCAAUUCGACACAAGAACAUUGUUCGAUUCUUGGGGUGUUGUUGGAACAGAAGCACAAGAUUGCUCAUGUACGAUUACAUGCCAAACGGAAGCUUAGGAAGUCUUCUCCAUGAGAGGAGCGGUAACUCUUUGGAAUGGGAACUGAGAUACCAAAUAUUGCUCGGGGCAGCACAGGGGCUCGCGUACUUGCACCAUGACUGUGUCCCUCCAAUUGUUCAUAGAGACAUCAAGGCCAACAACAUUCUCAUUGGUCUUGAGUUUGAGCCUUACAUUGCAGACUUUGGCCUUGCCAAGCUAGUCGAUGAUGGUGAUUUUGGUCGGUCCUCCAAUACAAUUGCUGGUUCUUAUGGCUACAUUGCUCCAGAGUAUGGCUAUAUGAUGAAGAUCACAGCGAAGAGUGAUGUCUACAGCUACGGAGUGGUUAUGUUAGAAGUCUUGACAGGGAAGCAGCCAAUCGAUCCAACAAUACCCGAAGGAGUGCAUCUAGUAGAUUGGGUAAGACGUAAAAGGGGAGGAAUCGAGGUCCUCGAUCCAAGUCUACACUCGAGACCAGAAUCAGAAAUCGAUGAAAUGUUACAAGCAUUAGGAGUAGCACUAUUAUGUGUUAACUCCUCUCCUGAUGAAAGGCCUACAAUGAAAGAUGUAGCAGCAAUGCUAAAAGAAAUCAAACAUGAAAGGGAAGAAUAUGCAAAAGUUGAUGCUUUACUCAAAGGCUCUCCAACAACAACUAGUAUUGACCAUACACAAGAAAACAACAACUCAUCAAAGGGUGUUUUAGCAACAUCAUCAUCAGGAAAGAAAGCAACAAGUUUGUAUCCAAAGAGCAAUAACACAAGCUUCUCAGCUUCCUCAUUGCUUUAUUCAUCAUCAUCAUCAUCAUCAAAUGCCAAAAGUGGAGUUUAAGGGACUACUACUACAUUUGCAUUGAAGUUGGUCAUAUUAGUGUAUUAGUUUUAAUUUCUUGAAGUUCAAUAAUCCUUUCUUUGUUUUUGCUUUUUUUGAAUUUUAUGUAAAGAGAAUUAAAAAAGGUAGUAGAGUAGUAGAUAUGUGUGACAAGUUGUAACAAAAGAAGCCAACAUAUGCAAAUUUGGCUUUUGAGCACUUUGAAGCUUUCAUGUAGCCACUAAAGUCAACUUUAUUCCU